AUGCAUUAUUUUCAUAUUUUGAAUAUAUAUUCAAAUAAUUCAAUUCACAGAUUCUUAAUAUAAAUAUCUCUCUAGAUCAAUAACUCAUUAUAAGCACACAAAAAAAUCUUCCAAAUCUUUGUAUUAUCUCUCUAUCAAAGUGUUAUAUAUGGCUUCCCUUCUCACAGCAAACAGCAACAAACCCUCUUUCUCUCCACCACUCCCGACGACCAUAGUUGUUGUUUCUGUUGUGCUGUUGUUGCUCCUCCAAAAAACCACCAAUGUCUCCUGCGAGCUUCACCUCCUUCCCGCCGCUGUAUCCCAAGGCGCCGUUUGCCUUGACGGCAGCCCGCCCGCCUAUGAAUGGGAAGCCGGGAAAGGCCGCCAUGGGGGGAGGAACUGGCUGGUUUACCUCCAAGGCUCCGGCUGGUGCCUGAACACCUCUGCCCAUCGCAUUCCUGAUGGCGCCGUUCAAAGCUGUGCGGAACGGGCGAAGACCCACUUUGGUUCUUCCCACCGCAUGCUUCCUACUGACUUCUCCAGCCACCCCAUUCUUUCUCCCCGGUCCAAUGAUAGUUUUUUCUAUGAUUGGAACCGGGUGGUGGUGAGAUCCUGUGAUGGGGGGUCGUUCUCCGGCGAUGCCGACAUGCCGGAUCCCGUCACGGGUCUUCACUACCGUGGCGCGAGGGUGUUCCGCGCUGUUGUGGAGGACCUGAUGGAAAAGGGGCUGAAAAACGCCCGAAAUGUCCUCCUCGCUGGGGGUUCAUCUGGCGGGCUCAGGGUCAUGGUGCACUGUGACAGGUUCCGGCGCCUGUUCUCGAGGAAUGUGAGGGUGAAGUGUCACACUGAUAGUUCCCUCUUCCUCCACGUCAGAGACCCUCGCCAGGCGAGGCGUGGAGGCGUGUUUCUUCCCGCGGAACCUGGUGCGGUAUAUCGAAUCGCCGUUGUUCAUUUUGAACUCGGAGUUCGAUUCGUUCCAGGUGACGAACACGUUCUCCAAGGCCUUGCAUGACAAUGUCAUUCACCACAACGUUAGCCGGAGCGAUUUGGCACUCCUCCGAGACUUCCGGGCCCAAACGAUCGGAGCACUGCCUCGACCAAGCAGCACGAAGGGCCUCUUAAUGGUUCAGAUGUCUGAAUGGUUAAGAGAUUUGCCUCUGAAUGGUUAAGUAUUAUACAGAGUCUGAAUGGUUAAGAGCUGUUAUCUGAAUUGAUCAGACAUUUGCCUCUGAAUAGUUAAGCAAUAUACUAGCUCUUAAUGG
This is a messenger RNA of Cuscuta campestris, 1241 nucleotides long. Lineage: Eukaryota; Viridiplantae; Streptophyta; Magnoliopsida; Solanales; Convolvulaceae. The record is from the annotation of a GenBank genome assembly.